AUGGUUCUCAACUUCGGCAUCAUCGGCACCAACUGGAUCACAGAAUCCUUCAUCCAGUGUGCUCAAGCAUCUCAACAAUGGAAGCUGGCAGCCGUCUACUCUCGCAGUGAGGAAAGUGCUCGUACUUUUGCCGACAAGUUCUCCGUCAAGACCAUCUACACGUCGAUCGACUCGCUCGUACAAGACUCGGACCUCGAUGCCGUCUACGUCGCCUCGCCCAACUCGCUCCACUACUCGCAAGCAAGAACCAUCCUUCAAGCAAAGAAGCAUGUCAUCCUCGAGAAGCCUGCCACAUCUACCCUCGCCGAACUCGAGGACCUCUUCAAGAUCGCAAAAGAGAACAAUGUCUUCUUGAUCGAAGCCUUCCGCCAUAUUCAAGAAGUCAACUUCAAGCUCCUCCGUCGUGUCUUGUUCGACGAGAAGAAGUUGGGUCCCAUUUUUGGCGCCAGUCUCAACUUCUCCAUGUACAGCUCGCGUUACAACAAUGUUCUCGCUGGCGAGACCCCUAACAUCUUCAACCUUGACAUGUCAGGUGGUUCUCUUGUCGACAUGGGUGUCUACCCUGUCACCUUCGCGCUCGCUCUCUUCGGCAAGCCCAAGUCGCAGACAUAUGCUCCCGUUCUCUGCCAUACCGGAGCCGAUGCUGGUGGCUUCAUCGUCCUUCAAUAUGAAAAGUUCGGUGUCCAGAUCCAACAGAGCAAGUGCUUCACCUCAUUCGCACCUACCGAGAUCUACGGCGAGAACGGUACCAUCAGCCUGAAUUCCGUCACUGAUAUUGCCAGCGUCAAGCUCUGGGAUCGCAAGACCAAGCAGACUGAGGAGCUGGCUGAGAAGAAGAGGGAUCUGAACUUGCAAGAAGAGGCCGAGGAGUUUGCUCGUAUCAUCAAUAACAAGGACACCGAUGCUGCUGCCAAGCUUGAGCAACUGAGCUACGAUAUCGUCUCUGUCACCUCUGACCUGAGAAGACAAAACGGCAUCCUCUAUCCUGCCGAUAAGGCAUAG
Aureobasidium subglaciale EXF-2481 is the source of this 1002-nucleotide messenger RNA. RefSeq lists its product as uncharacterized. The coding region runs from base 1 to 1002 and encodes 333 amino acids. The record is from RefSeq and is a predicted model, not a curated record. Gene Ontology annotation, molecular function: nucleotide binding. The transcript has a single exon. Lineage: Eukaryota; Fungi; Ascomycota; Dothideomycetes; Dothideales; Saccotheciaceae.